AUGGGUGCACCCAAAUACCAAAACGUGCCUCAGCGCGAUUCGCUCGACGAGGCGGCACCUGCGCCGUCCUAUUCGCAGGCGCCACCCAGCUACCAGGCGGCCAACGACCCCCAAGAAGCCCUCCUCAGCGGCGUUCCCCGCGGCGAAAACGACAACCUGCCCGAUGACUUCAAGUUUGGCGGCGUUGUGGCAGAGGCGACAUUGGACAUCCGGAUGGCCUUCAUCCGCAAGGUCUACGCCAUCUUGACCGUCCAACUCCUCGCGACCGCCGCCGUCAGCGCCCUCUCGAUGAUGUCGGAAUCGUACAAGAACUUCAUCCAACAAACGCCCGCGCUCAUGUGGGUGUCGCUGAUCGGCUCCUUCGUCUUCCUCGGCCUCACCUUCUGGAAGCGCAAGUCGUACCCGACCAACCUCCUCUUCCUCGCCGGCUUCACUGCCAUGGAAGCAUACUCCAUCUCCGUCAUCGUCUCCUUCACCGACUCCAGGAUUGUGCUGCAGGCGCUUUUCUUCACACUGGGCAUAUUCAUUGCGCUGAGCCUGUUCGCCUGCCAGAGCAAGUACGACUUCACGCACUGGGCACCGUACCUGUUUGGCGCGCUGUGGGUCGUGGUCUUGUUCGGCUUCAUGUCCAUGUUCUUCCCCCACAGCAGCUCGGUUGAGCUUGGAUACGGCGUUGUUUGCGCGCUCAUCUUCUCUGGCUACAUCCUGGUGGACACACAGAUGAUUAUGCGCCACUACCACGUUGAGGAGGAGAUUGCGGCGUCCAUUUCCCUCUACCUCGACAUCAUCAACCUGUUCCUCGCCAUCCUGAGGAUCCUCAACUCGCAGAACAACAACUAG
Alternaria conjuncta is the source of this 840-nucleotide messenger RNA. RefSeq lists its product as uncharacterized. The transcript is spliced from 2 exons. Bases 1 to 840 code for a protein of 279 amino acids. The record is from RefSeq and is a predicted model, not a curated record. Lineage: Eukaryota; Fungi; Ascomycota; Dothideomycetes; Pleosporales; Pleosporaceae. Gene Ontology annotation, cellular component: membrane.